Cephus cinctus (wheat stem sawfly) is the source of this 1363-nucleotide messenger RNA. Its product is annotated as L-lactate dehydrogenase A-like 6A. The record is from RefSeq and is a predicted model, not a curated record. NCBI's taxonomy places the organism in Eukaryota, Metazoa, Arthropoda, Insecta, Hymenoptera, Cephidae. The coding region runs from base 183 to 1229 and encodes 348 amino acids. The transcript is spliced from 6 exons. Gene Ontology annotation, molecular function: oxidoreductase activity, acting on the CH-OH group of donors, NAD or NADP as acceptor. Gene Ontology annotation, biological process: carboxylic acid metabolic process.
UGUACGUAAGGUAUUGCGGAUGUUGAUCGUGAAAAUUUUUUUUUUGAUAUUUCAUGUAAAUUCCUACGAAGUGCCUCACAAAAAUCGUUGAUUAGAGUCACUAAGACGUCUUAUGAAAAAUUCGAGCUUUUUGGUCAUGAAAGACGCUGAAACGCGAGUGAAAAUUUUCGGGUUGAGGAAAAAUGAGCGAGACCAGAAAGAGAUCGAAUGAAACGAGCGGAAACACCGCGACGUUUUUGCUUACAAAACAGGCCGACUACCUUCCUGAUGGUCAUCGGGUGAAGGUUGUGGUUGUGGGUAGCGGAUACACCGGUGUGGCUGUCGCUAUUGCCAUCCUUUUCAAGAGGCUCGCUUCUGAACUGAUCAUCAUAGACUCCAACGAGGAACUGGCUAAGGCGGAGGCUGAAGAUUUAAGCCACGCAGCUGCUUUCCUUGGCAAUCCCAAAAUCGUGGGUACCAAAGAUUACAGUAGCGCCAGGGAUGCUGCUGUAUGUAUAAUCACUGCUGGAAUCAGACAGGAAAAGGGUCAGUCCUCGACUUCCGUUCUCGAACCAAAUUUGGAUAUCUUCAAAGUCGUCGUCCCAAAUGUUUGUAAAUUCGCACCGAACAGUAUUCUCCUUGUUCUCACGAAUCCUGUCGAUAUCUUGUCGUAUGCCGCCAUGAAAUUAUCAGGAUUUCCACCAAACAGAGUAAUUGGACUUGGUACCUUUUUGGAUAGCUGUAGAUUUCAGUAUUUCAUCGCACAGAAGCUUGGUCUCUCAGCAAAUUCAGUACAAGCACUGAUCAUUGGCGAGAAUGGACCGACAUCCGUACCAGUUUGGUCCGCUGUGGCAGUGAUGGGUAUGAAGCUGAAGGAUAUCAACAAGGAAAUCGGCAUGAGGUCGGAUCCGGAAGCCUGGGGAGAAAUUCACAAUAAAGUAGUCGAGUGCAACGACGAUCUCAUCUCCAGGAAGGGAUACUGCAAUUGGGGCGUUGGUAUCUGUGCCAGUGAAAUAGUCGACGCCAUUGUGCGCAACACCUGCGUGUGCAUCACGGUUUCGACCUUUGUGAAAGGUUGCCGUCACGGGCUGGAGAAGGACGUUUUUAUGUCGCUACCAUGUGUCGUAGGAAGAAAUGGCGUUCAGUCUUAUAUACGUCAUUUGUACACAGAGGAGGAACAAGAAUCAACAACAAAAUCCUGCCGUUCUAUAUACGAAGCCCAAAAACCAAUCCUCGACAAAUUAGAAUAGUCCUAUAUACCUAAAAAGAAGAAAUAAGAAAAAGAAAUAUCAAGUUAAUAAUAACGACUGUACCAAACGAUAAAAAUUCAAAAGUACCAACCUUCCAAAUCUAUACGUCCAUCAAUAAAAAUGUAUCAUUGUAC